This is a messenger RNA of Pipistrellus nathusii (Nathusius's pipistrelle), 417 nucleotides long. The record is from the annotation of a GenBank genome assembly. Lineage: Eukaryota; Metazoa; Chordata; Mammalia; Chiroptera; Vespertilionidae.
AUGGCGGACGUGCAGCAGCUUCGGGUGCAGGAGGCGGUGGACACCAUGGUGAAGAGUCUGGAGAGAGAGAACAUCCGGAAGAUGCAGGGCCUCAUGUUCCGGUGCAGCGCGGGCUGCUGUGAGGACAGCCAGGCGUCCAUGCAGCAGGUGCACCAGUGCAUUGAGCGCUGCCACGCACCUCUGGCCCAAGCCCAGGCCCUGGUUACCAGCGAGCUGGAGAAGUUCCAGGAUCGCCUGGCCCGGUGCACCAUGCAUUGCAACGACAAAGCCAAAGACUCAAUAGAUGCGGGGAGUAAAGAGAGUCAGGUGAAGCGGCAGCUGGAGAGUUGUGUGACCAAGUGUGUGGAUGACCAUAUGAACCUCAUUCCGACCAUGACCAAGAAGAUGAAAGAGUCUCUCGCAUCCAUUCAGAAAUAG